Messenger RNA from Lotus japonicus, 1244 nucleotides. Its product is annotated as (+)-neomenthol dehydrogenase-like. The record is from RefSeq and is a predicted model, not a curated record. The transcript has 6 exons. Gene Ontology annotation, cellular component: membrane. Lineage: Eukaryota; Viridiplantae; Streptophyta; Magnoliopsida; Fabales; Fabaceae. The coding region runs from base 154 to 1041 and encodes 295 amino acids. Gene Ontology annotation, molecular function: oxidoreductase activity, acting on the CH-OH group of donors, NAD or NADP as acceptor.
AAUUAACUGAAGCAUGUCUUAAAACAAACUACUAUGGAGUAAAGGAAUUGACCAAAGCACUAAUUCCCCUUCUCCAGUUUUCAGGCUCACCCAAAAUUGUCAAUGUUUCUUCAUCCAGUGGAAGGCUUGAGGCCUUUCCUUCUUUGAUGAGCAAUGGCAGAAGCAACAGCAAGGUAUGCGGUUGUGACAGGAGCAAACAAGAGAAUAGGAUUUGCAAUAUGCAAGCAAUUGACUUCUGAAGGUAUCACUGUGGUGCUGACAGCAAGAGAUGAGAAGAGAGGUCUUGAAGCUGUUGAGAAACUCAAAGGGCUUGGUCAUGUGAUUUUUCAUCAACUUGAUGUCACUGAUCCUGCAAGUAUAGGAUCAUUUACACAUUUCAUCCAGACCCGUUUUGGAAAGCUCGAUAUCUUGGUGAACAAUGCUGGAAUCUCAGGAGCACAUGUGGAGGAGAGUGAGGCUUUGGUUGCUGCAAAUAUUUUGGAAAACGGUGGCCAAAUUGAUAGUAGAAAAAUAUUUACUGAAAACUAUGAAUUAAGUGAAGCAUGUCUUAAAACAAAUUACUAUGGAGUCAAGGAAUUAACCAAAGCAUUAAUUCCCCUUCUCCAGUUUUCAGGCUCCGCCAAAAUCGUCAAUGUUUCCUCAUCCAUGGGAAGGCUUGAGAAUAUGCCAGAUGCAAGGCCUAAAGAAGUGCUAAAUGAUGUUGAAAACCUCACAGAAGAAAAGAUUGAUGAAUUUCUGAGUGAAUUUCUAAAGGAUUUUAAAGAGGGUUCACUAGAAACCAAAGGGUGGCCUCAUAGCGCAUCUGCGUAUAGAAUCUCAAAAGCUGCUCAGAAUGCCUACACAAGGAUUCUAACCAAGAAAUACCCUUUAUUCUGCAUCAAUGCUGUUUGUCCAGGUCAUGUGAAAACAGAUAUUACCUACAAUACAGGCCUUCUAACACCUGAUGAAGGUGCUGAAGCUGCUGUCAGGUUGGCACUGUUGCCCCAUGGUAGUAGUCCUUCUGGCCUUUUCUUCUUUCGAAGUGAAGAGAAACCAUUUUGAUCAAGGAUUAGUUGUGGCAUGAAAACAAAAUCUUGGUUAAAGUAAUAAUGCAUAGUGUUAUUGUAUAAACACGUUUAGACACUCUUGUGACUUGAGUCAUGUAAACGAAAAUAACGAAUUGUGUAAGCAAUGAUGUUCAUUAUAGUCAAAAUUGUUUUGAGUUGUGCUUAAUAAAUGAAGUUACGCUGGAAUUGAUGUGUUAA